UUUGUUUACAACUAGAUUUCAUUGUGAUUUCGAACGCCUUGUUUGCAUUAAAGCUGCUGCCUUUGAGCUUAGUUGGAGACCCUGGAAGCUAUGCAAGCCUAAUUUGCCGGUCAAUCGGGUUUCAAAUAGAGCUGAGGAUGUCAACUCAGGCCAGAAAUGAUCAACUAUUCCUUGCAAAACGGUCGAGUAGAAAGAAGAGAUCAAAAUCAAUCGUAGAAGAGAUCGAGUCUUUCAAUUUCCCACAUCUCUUUUUAUAAAAGAAGCUGUAUAUGCCCGCGGAUUCAAAAUCUGGCUUUGGGCACCCUACAAGAUGCAAAGUGCUUCUUAGAAACCAACUUGACAAGCCACAGGUGGGCCGUAUGAAAACGCUGCAGGUAGAAACUGGAGUUUCAAAAAGUAUAGGUUGUUAUUUAGGAAGUCAAAAUUGCAACAUGUAAACUCUAAAUCGAUCUAUAACAUAUAUCUUUAGACACAAUCUUUAUUUAUCAGGAUGAUAUAUUCAGAUUUAUUUUUUUAUGGAAUUAUCUUUUUUUACUGCACUAGCCUAUCCCCAGCAUUUUGACACACAAGCAAAACCAUGAUAUGGAUAAGGUUAGGUUUUGGGUACGGAUUUGCGUCUCGAUUGAUUGAUGUGGCAUCCCUCAUGGGCUCCGACACAAGUUGGAAAGUGGAGGGGGCGGGCCAAGAAAAAAUUUAACACCUCAAAAGAAAAGAUUUUGUGUAUAAUCCUAUUAAUUUGGGGAAAAAUGGGGGGGGGCAUGGCACUUUUAGAGCAUUUGGGAUAAUAGCCUGUACUAAAAUAAAAGUAAUGUGCAAUGCUAAUGGUUCAGUUAUAUGAAUUAUGAUUAUCAAAUUUGAUUUCGAGAAUCCAUGUUUUAUGCACAAGAUUUAGCUACAUUAGUCAAAAUAAUCAACAAAUCUUUCCAAAACUUUCAUUUGAUUAUUUGUUACGGUUCCUUGUUAAAUAUCUAUUACACUUGAUGAAGUUCACGUUUAUAUGAAAAUUUAAUCUCUAUCCUUUCAAAUAUUAUUGGAGUUAAUUAUUAAAACAUUUAUCUAAUGUAUAUGAUGGUUAUCUAAUGAAAUGGCUUUAUGUGUCGCGAAAGCAAUUUGAUUCUUAUAAAAGGGAUACACCAACCUAUUUGCUCUGUUUUCUUUUUUAAAUAGCUCAAUAAUUAUUUAAAAUCACAUAUCACGGAAUACAUUACUUACAGGAAAUUUCUCUACAACCCUACCAGGAAUUUUCCCAGAGUUGCAAAGGGCUAUGUUUACCCCAGGCCUUUAGACAAAAGAUAAAAAGAAUGGUUUUGUGAAUUUUUUAAAUACAUUAGCUAAAUACAAAGAUUUUAAGAAAAAGAUAAGAAAAAAAUGAAGAUACAAAAUCUAUUUCUCAUACCAUGCUAUGCUAAGAUAUCGCUUUGACUCUUUUUCCUUGACUCUCGUUUAUAACAUAUAAGCACUGCUGUUCCCUGAACUUCUAUAUAUAAGAAAAACAAUACCUCGAAUGUUUUGCAAGCUAUUAACCCUUCCUUGGAUUGUCUAUUCAUCACUGUUGUCGGUUCGGUGUGUGUUCUUGUCACUGACGUAGCAAGGGUUGAAAGAUUGGAGGGGCAUGUUAGAGGCCGACAGCAGGGGGUCCGUUUCGUGGCCACACCCUUUAUAAUCUGGGAACACGCCCCAUUUUGUAUAUGUGUUUUAAAUGAUCUGUUUACAAACUUUCAACUUGGCCAUUACCCUCCGUUGUUCUCCGUUGUCUUUAUUCCCGACAUCAGAGCAGCGAGAAACUGUUAAUCUCGUAUCCACCGUGAGAAAGGAAAUAUCAAAUAUCCCACUACACUCAUUUUUUUAUAAGAAACUGGAUAUAAGAAAGGAGUACUGGACAGUCAGAAAAAAUUGAGAAACUUCAGUACUCGAAGCAAAAAUAUUAAGAGACUAUUAAAUCAUGAUAAAACUGAGAACAACGAAAUUUUGUAAAAUCCAAGAACAAGAUUGCCCUGUUGGCCUAGAACUUAAGACACAAGAGAUACAAAUAUACUUCCCACAUCUAAAUACAGCAUCGGAACGGAAGCGAAUCUCUUGACGUGAUAAAAAAAGGCCCCGAAUAUUUCAUAACAUCGUUCAUGACAUCAUAAUUAAGAAACUCUUAAGAAACAAUGAGUAUUGAAAUUUCCAGAACAUUAAAAAAAUUGGAGUACUCAACAUCGACCUUUGUUUUUUAUAAAAAAAUGAGAGCAUCUCAUUUGCAACCAAAAAAACAAAAAACCAGCAAGCCAAACUUAUUUGACAUCCUACAAAAAUGUGCUGUGUUGCACUAAAAAGAGUUAUUGUUCAUAUUUCUUUUAUUAGACUAUACGUAUUUACAUAAGGGUGAACAGAUUUGUUUUCAGAAAGGCGGAACUGGACAAACCGCACUAUUGAAAAAGGCCAUUGUUACUGAAUAAAUGUGGCAUUAACAGUAGCCAAUCAGAAUCAUUUAGAUUCACUUGUCACUCAAGUUAUUUGACAGCGGUAAUAUAACUGACAAACCCACCUUUGAAACAAACUUUCCAAGCAAACUUCACUCUCACCUGGUUACCAGGAAAAGUGUAAAUGUUUUGAAAGCCGUCAAGGACAGAUUUACUGGUUUAAAGACAUUUGAUUUCAUCAUUGGUUCUCAGGAAGGGCGAAUAGCCGGUCGAAGCAUUCAUUCGCCAUUUUAGUUGCAAUUGCUUGCUGGCAAACUGGUCUUCUGUUUCUUUGCAAUGGACUAACAACGUGUUUGAAGUGAAUCGCAGAAAGAUCCACUAUGGAAAUAAGUGCAGACGGAGAAAAUUUUUUUCGAAUGCAGAAAGUGAUUCAUGACGAAAUUCCUAAACAGCUGAGAGAAUUUUUCAUCAAGAAAUGGGAAAAUAAGGGAUACAGGUUAUGGGAAGAUUCACUCGACAAUGGAGACGACCUAUCGAAAAAAAUAUCUGCAAAAGCUAGAAUUAAAGGUAAAGAUAUGGAAAGGCUAAUCAAUGCUGGAAAUAGUAAGAAAUGGGACACAGGAUGUCUUGUUUUUGCAAUCUACAACGCUGGUCUUGACAUUGCCACUGAAAAACCCCACAUAGAGAAGCUGCGUAACUUCAGGAACAGUAUCAGCCACCUUCCGGAAGCAAAAUUGUCUCAAACAGAUACCAAUCGUUAUUUCAAGGAUGUUAUGGAUGUUUACAAAAAAUUAAAAUGGCCUACAAAAGCCAUUGAAAUUAUAGAAAAGGAAAAGAUAAAAACGGAGGAGAUGAAACGCCUUGAACGAAAGCUUCUGGCAGAGAAAAAGGCGGCCCUUAGAGAAAAUCAAGAAGACUUACGUACUCUUCCUAUGGAAAUACCCAACUUCACUGGAAGGGACAAGGAAAUGGAAGAUUUGGCUUUAAAACUAAGUCCACAAGAGGAGGCUUCUCAGAAAUACUUUCAUGUCAUCAAGGGUGGACCGUGCUGUGGGAAAACAUCAUUGGCUAUCAUGCUUGGGCACAAAAUGUUCGAAGAAGGUUAUAACUACGUAAUCUGGGUAAAUAUGAGAGAUUUGACUAGCACAGAAAUUCCGAAAAUAAGCGACGUCGCGCUGAAGAUUUUACAAGAGUUUGGUAUCGAUACCAGUGAAAUGAAAAGUGACGUUGUUUCAUGUCUAAACCAGAAAUUAGAAAGUAUCACUGCAACCAAAAGGAGGGCAUUGUUGAUUUUUGAUAAUGCAGAUAACCUGUUGCAAUCAAGUGACGACUCCAACUCGCUGUUCGAAUUGAAGAGGCUGAUAAACAAUAAUUCUCGAGGAAAGAUUCGUGCCAUUUUUACAGCAAGAUACUGUCAGGUUUUGGAGGAUGAGUUAGACAAGAUAGAGCUGAAAACCCUAAGCGAUGAAAGCAGCAAGAGAUUUCUUAAUGCUGAACUCUGCAAUCACAAGAUUGAACACAAAGAAGAUAUUGUUUCCAAGCUCGCAGAAAUUUGCCAAGGCUUGCCACACGCUUUAAAAAUAACUGUUUCAGCGGUCAAGAAGUUUGAAGAAACGGAUAUUCUGAAAGAUUACCUAGAUGAUUUAAAACAGAACCCAAUUGACACCAUAUCUGAAGAUAACACAAAUUUUGAACGAUUGUUUUUGACAUCAUUCAAAUACUUAAGUGAAGCACAGCAAGAACUGUUGCGAAUGCUGGCUGUCUUUCCAACCGGAUUUAAAUAUGCGGCUGUCAAAAUGCUUGCUAAGUCUGUGAACGCAAAAGCAAGGUUUCUAAACUCGUUGAGCCUGCAUGGUUUAGUAACAAGGGAUUAUCAAGAAGAAUACAUCAUGCACCCAUUUCUUGGAGAAAUUGUGAGGAAGAAUAAAUGGGAUCCCGAAAAGAAAGAGCAAUAUGAAAGAGAAUAUUAUUCUCUUUUUGUGACGCGUUUGUUUGAACUUGCCCGUGACUCUCUCAACAAAGAUAAUUACUGUUCUUGCCUCCAGGACUUCAUGCAACACAAGAACAAUUUUCAGUUUGUAAUCGAGAGGAUUGGGAAUGGCUUUGAGGGUGACUUGCAAAAGGUAAAUCUUAUUGGUAAGCUGGUAGAAAGACCAUCUCCAGAUUACAUAUCGUCCCUUUUGUUUUUGAUUGAUCUCAUCCCACCGACGCUGGUGACAAAAUUUUUUGAUGGUUGCGAAAAGUAUGCCCAUGAAAAUCUCAGACCAGUUAUUCGGUGUUGCUCCUAUGACGUCAGUAUGAAGUACUACCAGCACACAAAAAUUAUUCCUCCUGAUGUAGAUGAGCUUGACGAAUAUGGUCGUGCGCUUUUGGACAAGCGAACAAUCAGCACUACCAUUCAAGAAAUACCAUUUGUAGAUUACACGGAGAAGAAAUUUCACGCUGAUCGUAAAUACAUAGACGAAGUGAUAGAGAGAAUAAAAAAAUUGGAAAAUCAUCUAAUGCGGGCAUACUUUGAACACAAAUUGUUGAAGUUAAAAUCAAGAAUAUAUAAGAAAGCUGACUCAAAUUUAAGUAAAGUGAGUGAAGUUGCAAAGUUGCACGAAGAAUCGAUUAAGAUCUGCGAGGAAAAUUUUGGAAACAAUUGGCUGACUAUUGAUUGCCACGACCAGCUAGCUAAAAGCUACUGGAAAUAUAACGAAAACGAAAAAGCCCUUAAAGCCUUUGUGAAAGCCGAACAAAUUGGCAAAGAGAUGAAAGUAACAGGAAACAAAAAGUUUACAUCAAUAAGUUUGGACAAAGGAAGGUUUUUGAUAGAAUCAAAUUUUCAAGAAAAGAGGCAGGAAGGAGUAUCCAUGAUUGAGGAAGUUUUAAAAUCUUGUAUCGAAGUAACAGAUAUAAAAUUCUGGUGCCUGGCUUUGCGGUCACUUACAAGUUUUGACUCUUCACGUUACGGCAAAAUGGUCAUGGAGAGGUUUUUUAGCAAUGAAGUGGCAGUUCAUCCAUUAUUGACAUUAAUAUCGUAUAAAUUUCACACUGAAAUGGAAUCGCUGAGCAAUGAAGUAGAUGAAAGCAUCGGAUUUCAAAAAGGAGAGAAAAUUGUCGAUGACCUUCGUGAGGCGAGGAACCACUUAGAGAAGAAGUUUAAAGAACACAACUUGAAAGAAGAUUCUCUUGAGAAGGACGGAGUCGCAAGAACAAUGGUCAUUUUUCUUUACAAAUGGAACGUUUACCUCGCAUUAAAAUGCAGACCUUUGCUAACAAUUAGUGAACGGCAGAAAUUCGCUGAGGAGGCUAUUGGAAUUGGAGAAAAAUACAAGUGCAUUGGGGAUCACAAUACAUAUUGGCUGAAGAUAACAGCAAAAGGCAAUGCCGACGGUGUAGAUGAAUCGUUGUUGCAAAGAAAAGACUACCUCGAGUUUAUUAGCAAGAAUAUGAAUGAAAGAGGUAUGAAUAUGGAGUUGAAGGACAGAUACACAAGUCUUCUGAACGAUUCAUCAAGCGAUCAAAGACUGUGGUCAAUGAUAGUGAAGAGCCUAUCCAAGGACGAUCCGACAAUAUAUGAAGAGGUUACCCAAUAUCUGCUGAAUCAAACAGAGCCCUCUGAGGAUUUAUUAAGGCUUGCCAAGUCGAAGUUCUUCUUCGAAUUAGACAUCAUCAAAACUGAAAAUGAUGAAGCUGAAAUCAUCCGUAAAUCAAAACAAGCUAUACAUGAUCUGGAGAUUGCAACUGACCACCUCAUUUAUGUGCAAAAGCAUCAUGGUGUGAUUAAGGACUGCAUUCAAAAAGCGGUAGGAGACUGGAGCAAGCUUCUUGCUUUGAAAACAGGUCACGUCCUUAUCAAAGAUCAUUGCCGCCCUCAUGCCAAGAGAGCACUCGAGGUAUCGGAGAGAUUUCCCGAAAUUAUAAACGAAAAAGAUAAGAAAAGCCUGGAAAGGAUUGUAUAUGAUCGCAAGUUCUUGUCGGAUGCUGAGCAAGACAGGGAAAGGAAAAUCACAAUGUUUGCGAAGCGAUCAAGCUUUAUCAGGAAGCAUGAAGGCCAAGAUGAGCUUGAGAGAAAAUACAAUCAGUUUUUGUUUGAUUGUAAAAGCUACCCCAGGGUCCUCAUUAACAUGGUAAGAUUCGUUAUCAAGAACAACCAUGUGCCGCCAUUUAAAUAUAUGGAAUACAUACGUUUUCUCGAGGAUUGCUUCGAAAGUCAAUCAGCAAUCAAAACCUGGGACUACCAAUUUAUAAUUGAAAUCUUGCCCAUUAUUCUCUCUUGUCAAGAGUCAUACUUGGAAUCCAUUGUUUUUGCCAAGAAGAUCUACAGCAACCUAGCUGAUAAAAGGGCCAGUUUCAGUCUUACGAUGAAGAAGAAACUCGAAUUUCAGUUUCUCGUUAUUUUGUGUUUAGAGGUUGACCCCCUAAUGCUUUCUAGUUGGGACAGAAGGCAAUUUGUUUCUAAAGCAUUACAAUUGCUACGAGAUGGUAGAUUUCCUGUUUGUGAAGACGAAAAUUAUCACCAAAUGUACAUGGAUUUACUCAAUAACAUUGAUUGAACCGGUGAAAAUACUGACAGAACUCUUUUUUAAGUUAGAUUGUAAACUGCCAGUAUAAAUCAACUCCUUAAAAGAAUAUCUCGAUGUUCGAAAUAUACAUUGGAAAUUAACAUUGAUUUAAAAGAUCUAACGAGAAACUCUUUGCAAGUAGAAAAAAGAAAUAAACAAUCACUUUUUGGAAAACAAACCUAAAGGCUGCGCAUAGAAAUUUCAUAAUUUUAUAUUGUGGAUAUAUGAGCAGUUUCAGAUUAUCUGAACGUAAAGGUAUAUAGGUGACAGCUUAGCGUCGUUGUAACUCAUCCUGCAUUAUCCGAUAAUACAAUGUAGUAAGGAAAUAAGGAAAUGGUAAUAUAGUUUUAAAGGUAAUAGAUAUAGUUUUAGAGGGAUUAUGAGAGAGAGAGGUAUCUCAACAAAUUGCCUAUCAUGAAGCUACGAAAUUUUCAACUAUUGGGCCAUUAAGAAAUUCCACAACAAUAUAAAGUAAGAAAGGCUUAUAGCAAAACGUUUUCCGCUUAUAGUUGCUCUUGACGCCGAGCUCAUUUCUUUGCGCAGCUCUACUUGUGGGCCAAAGAGUUAGUUUUUAGUGUAGUAUUUAGUUGAAGUAUCAGUUGAUUUUACCAGUUGCCAUUAGUAGAGAGUUAAUGCGAGAGGCAUUAUCUUGCUGGUGAUUCUUUCAAACAAGAUGUACUCGGCAAUGGAAUAACUUAGCUUAGAAAAUCAGAACUGCCACUUUUAAUCAGUUUUUAUUACUAUAAUUGCAUUGUAUUAGAUGGGGGGAUGCAUUUUGAAGAAAAGGGGUCUGGGCUCUCUUCUCGUUAGCCUAUCUGCGAAAGGGGGAGAGUUCCUCUCUUAAGAACUUCACUUUAAUGUUAAUUUGUAUCCUUAUAUCAUUAUAGUAGUGGAUGACUUUUGUAAUUGAUUGAGUGUGUGCUGCACAUGAAACAUGCCUGUCAGACGUUGAAGUAUACUUUAUAUAAGCUUGAUUUUAACAUAAUAACCUUUUGUAAGAGGGCCAG
Molecule: messenger RNA, 7962 nt
Organism: Rhopilema esculentum
Lineage: Eukaryota; Metazoa; Cnidaria; Scyphozoa; Rhizostomeae; Rhizostomatidae
Molecular function (GO): ADP binding
Source: RefSeq, a predicted model, not a curated record